Gastrolobium bilobum is the source of this 2237-nucleotide messenger RNA. RefSeq names its product aspartokinase 1, chloroplastic-like. Gene Ontology annotation, molecular function: aspartate kinase activity. The record is from RefSeq and is a predicted model, not a curated record. The transcript is spliced from 14 exons. NCBI's taxonomy places the organism in Eukaryota, Viridiplantae, Streptophyta, Magnoliopsida, Fabales, Fabaceae. Gene Ontology annotation, biological process: amino acid biosynthetic process. Gene Ontology annotation, cellular component: chloroplast stroma. Bases 204 to 1904 code for a protein of 566 amino acids.
AGAAGUGCCAUUCCCACUCCCCAGAGCUCUCAAGUCAAAAGUCGGCGCCACGCCAUCACUCUUUUUUUCCUUUUUUAUUUCUAUGACCGAAACCAGUGUUCCAAAACCCUAAUCUUUGUGCGUUUCUCAAUCCUUCGGGGUUGUUGUUCGGAACCGAUUUCCUGCAUUUUCAACCUCUCAACAACAACCUCUUUCUUACGAGCAUGGCCAACACGACGCAGCUUAGUUGGGUUAAGAGCACAUUCCCUGUGGCUUUAAGGAGAACCUUGCAUUGCCAACCUGUGUUGUUGCCACGGCGAAUUGGGUUUGCAGCAUCUGUUGCUCCUGUUCCCCUUGUGAGUUGUGAGAGGAAAGUUUCAAGUGGGAAUGUGGCAUUCAGUGUCUGUUGCAGCAAGGGAUCACAAAGUGAUGUACCCCAAAAGAAUGAGACUGUAAGUGGAAGCUUUGCUGAAAUUGAAAAGAGUUUCACGUGUGUCAUGAAGUUUGGUGGUUCCUCUGUGGCCAAUGCAGAGAGGAUGAGAGAGGUGGCCAUCCUUAUUCUAAGUUUUCCGGAAGAGAGGCCUAUUAUUGUUCUUUCUGCCAUGGGAAAGACAACUAACUUGCUUUUACUGGCUGGAGAAAAAGCUGUAAGUUGUGGAGUUACUAAUGCCGAUAGUAUUGAUGAGCUCAGCAUUAUCGAAGACCUACAUCUCAGGACCAUGGAGGAGCUUGGAGUGGACAGAACUGUUACUGCAAAGCAUCUAGAAGAAUUGGAGCAACUUCUGAAGGGCAUAGCUAUGAUGAAAGAGUUGACCCCUCGGACACAAGACUAUUUGGUUUCUUUUGGAGAGUGCAUGUCCACUAGGAUAUUUGCUGCAUAUCUUAACAAAAUAGGUGUUAAGGCCCGACAAUAUGAUGCAUUUGAGAUUGGUUUUAUAACAACUGAUGACUUCACAAAUGCGGACAUUUUGGAAGCAACUUAUCCUGCUGUUGCAAAGAGGUUACAUGGUGAUUGGGUCUCUGAUCCUGCAAUUCCAAUUGUUACAGGCUUCCUUGGAAAGGCCUGGAAAUCAGGUGCAGUGACAACAUUGGGUAGAGGGGGCAGUGAUUUGACAGCUACAACAAUUGGGAAAGCACUAGGGUUGCCAGAGAUCCAGGUGUGGAAAGAUGUUGAUGGUGUUCUAACCUCUGAUCCAAAUUUAUGCCCACAAGCAGAACCUGUUCCAUAUUUGACAUUUGAUGAGGCUGCUGAACUGGCAUACUUUGGUGCUCAGGUCCUGCAUCCACAGUCUAUGAGACCUGCUAGAGAAGGUGAUAUUCCUGUUAGGGUUAAAAAUUCUUACAACCCUAAAGCUCCAGGUACUCUCAUCACCAAGGGAAGAGAUAUGAGCAAGGCAUUAUUAACUAGCAUUGUUUUGAAACGUAAUGUGACCAUGUUGGAUAUUGUAAGCACACGCAUGCUUGGUCAGUAUGGGUUCCUUGCUAAGGUUUUUUCCAUCUUCGAAGAUUUAGGCAUAUCAGUUGAUGUUGUAGCUACAAGUGAAGUCAGUAUUUCCUUGACAUUGGAUCCAUCAAAGCUGUGGAGCAGAGAGCUAAUUCAACAGGAACUUGACUAUGUUGUUGAAGAACUGGAGAAAAUUGCUGUUGUAAAUCUCCUAAAGAACAGAUCAAUAAUAUCUCUCAUUGGAAAUGUUCAGAGGUCGUCGCUAAUUCUGGAGAAGGCCUUUCAUGUUCUUCGAACUCUUGGGGUCACUGUUCAAAUGAUCUCUCAGGGUGCAUCUAAGGUGAAUAUCUCGUUAGUUGUAAAUGACAGUGAAGCAGAACAGUGUGUCAGGACACUCCACAAAGCCUUCUUUGAGAGUGAGCUCUCAGAAUUGGAGAAUGAGUGCAUAUCAGGAAAUGGUUCUGUUCCUGCAUUAUCUUAGGGAGAUACUUGCAAGAUCAACAUGUUCUGCGUUGAGAAAAGUUUUGGUUGGAGGAAUGACGAUGCAUCAGAAUGUACUAGUCCUGUUAUUGCUAGAGUAGACCUUUGUAUUCUUUGGUAGUGUCCUCAAAGAGGGUAGGCCAGGUGCAAGCAAUUAUUCAUCAUAUUGUUGGAUACCACGUCAUGCAGGAAACUAGUAGUCCAUUUAUCUCAGAUGGAUCUGAACUAGUUGAAAAUGUAUAGAGUUGUAUUUGGAGUUGUUAAAAGGCAUAAGUAGUAUUCUCAAUUUACAAAUAUUAUAUUUACAAAUUUUUUCUUUAUAAAUUCUUAUAAA